AUACGAUCCAUAACAGAAGGCAGGCCGGCCGGCACACGCGCUCCCUCUUCUUCCUCCUGAGGUCACCCCCCUCCUCCAUAGCCCCAGCUAGUGAUUGCCGCCCACCCACCCACGCAGUGCCGACCUUCUUGUUGCCCCCGCCGGGGUCCAGCCCGCUGGCCGGCGGCGCUCCCGCGCCGCCUUGCCUUCGCUGUCGGCCGAACCGCCAAAACCACCAGAUCCUCUGCAACGAGUUCCUCUCCUUCCCACGCCGUCACCGCGGCGGAGGCGACAGCCGCUGACCGCUCAGCCCUCUCCGGCCGGCCACCGCCUGCCUCGUCGUGGCUUCGAAGUGACUCCGGCGAUCGGUCCCUCGCUGGCGCUGCCGCGCACGGCUCGACAAGAGUAGGCGGCGCCCCCUGGUUGCGGGUUGGGGCGUGAAGGAUGAGCGGGAGGAAGAAUGCCGGAAGCACCUCCCCCUGGAUGCUCAUCCUCAUCUCCCUAGUAUGCUUCUUCGCGACCUACAACUUCCUGACGAUGCCCAGCCGGGGUUGGGACGGGCCGCGCAAGUUCCUCGGCGGGGGCGGCGGGGAUCGGGACUCGGCUGUCUCGUACAGGUCGGGCUCUGGUUCGGGCCCCAAUAAGCGGUUCCACGUCGCGCUGACGGCGACGGAUGCGCUUUACAGCCAGUGGCAGUCCCGGAUAAUGCACUAUUGGUACAAGGAGAUGAGGGACCGGCCUGGGUCCGAUAUGGGCGGCUUCACAAGGAUCCUUCACUCGGGGAAGCCUGAUGGAUUGAUGGAUGAGAUACCCACCAUGGUGGUUGACCCGCUUCCUGAAGGCAAGGAUAAGGGAUACAUUGUCUUAAAUAGGCCUUGGGCGUUUGUCCAGUGGCUGCAGAAAGCAAAGAUCGACGAAGACUAUAUACUAAUGGCGGAGCCAGAUCAUAUCUUUGUGAAGCCUUUGCCAAACUUAGCCCAUGGUGAUGAACCAGCGGCUUUUCCAUUUUUCUACAUCAAACCAACCGAGAACGAGAAGAUAUUGAGGAAGUUCUUUCCAGAAGAAAAAGGACCUGUCUCAAAAAUCGAUCCCAUUGGCAACUCUCCGGUUAUAAUCAAGAAGGCUCAACUUGAGAAGAUUGCAACAACCUGGAUGAAUGUUUCACUACAAAUGAAAGAGGAUCAGGAGACAGACAAAGCAUUCGGAUGGGUCUUGGAAAUGUAUGCAUAUGCUGUUGCUAGUGCACUGCACGGUGUGCACCAUAGUCUCCGUAAAGAUUUUAUGAUUCAGCCUCCUUGGGACCUGAAAUCAGACAACACAUUCAUCAUCCAUUACACAUAUGGAUGCGAUUAUUCGAUGAAGGGUGAGCUAACUUAUGGGAAAAUUGGUGAGUGGCGUUUUGACAAAAGAUCUUACCUUCAAUCACCACCACCAAGAAAUCUUUCACUACCCCCUCCAGGAGUUCCUGAAAGUGUGAGCUGUGCCAUUUCUACUGGCAAUCCACACGGCAAUGGACACUUGAGGAAGCUCAAAUGGCAUCGCAAGUUCAAUGCAAAUUCCUGGGAGCAUUUAUGUUGAACAGCAUGGUCACCCUUGUGAAGAUGGUCAACGAGGCCACGGCAAACAUUCCAGGGUGGGAGGACGAAAGAUAACUGAUGGUAUUGCUGAGUCGUAGCUUGUUUCAGCUUCCAGCUAGUAUGGUCUUUGUUGGAAAACAUGGAAGAGUACCACUGGCCAAUUAAAGAAGAGUAUUCAAUCUCAUAGUGUAGGGCUGGCCAAUUUUCUACGGUUUAACAUAGGUUAGUGUUUGGGAAGGAAAAGUUAUAUUCACUUUGAUCUAGCGAGUCACAUCAUUUUUGUAUUGUAAAUCAGAAAUAUAGGCUUUUGGUUACACUUGGUUCAUUUUGCCACGUUAUAAAGCGGAGAUGUAGUUUAGAAUCCUCCAAUGCAUACCAUGAGAGGUCUGUAAAAACUAAAAAGUCAUCUUGGGAAAAAAUCUGCUGGAGUGCUGACAACAUCCCCUAGCGGUUGCACUGAAACCACCAAAAGCUUUUCAGAAAUAAUCCAAUAUAACAUGAUAUGCUGUAGCAUAAGUGUU
This is a messenger RNA of Panicum virgatum (switchgrass), 2077 nucleotides long. RefSeq names its product hydroxyproline O-arabinosyltransferase PLENTY-like. Lineage: Eukaryota; Viridiplantae; Streptophyta; Magnoliopsida; Poales; Poaceae. The coding region runs from base 424 to 1557 and encodes 377 amino acids. Gene Ontology annotation, molecular function: glycosyltransferase activity. The transcript is spliced from 10 exons. The record is from RefSeq and is a predicted model, not a curated record.